Messenger RNA from Culex quinquefasciatus (southern house mosquito), 1542 nucleotides. Its product is annotated as probable serine/threonine-protein kinase DDB_G0272282. The transcript has 3 exons. NCBI's taxonomy places the organism in Eukaryota, Metazoa, Arthropoda, Insecta, Diptera, Culicidae. Bases 1 to 1542 code for a protein of 513 amino acids. The record is from RefSeq and is a predicted model, not a curated record.
AUGACGAUGAAGACGAUGAGAUUGGCCAGCAUCCACCUCAGCAGCGGCAGCACAGCCGUCACUUGUUCGGACAGCCUGAGCCGGAGCCGAACCAGCCUGAGGAGUGAGACGGCCAGCAGUGCAGCAGGUCACAGUCACCACCAUCAUCAUCAUCACCAUCGACGGCAGGCGAGCAGUACCAGCAGCACGAGCUGUCUGCUGGUGGCGAGACAAACGAGGACGGAUGAUGACGAAACGCCAGAAGAGGAGGCGGCUGGCACAACGGCGACCUGUAACACCGAAGACGAACGCCAUCCGGAGAGCGCAUCGACGCUGUACGUCGAGAACUGCCACUGUUCGCGAGGGAACCUCACGACCACCACCACGACCGAUGACGAUGAAGAGCUGCAGCAGUACUUUAUCAACCGAAGCGUAUCGAGAAGGCCCUCGAACGUCAGCUCAACAUCACGGGUCAGCCAUCGGAGCAACCGAAGCACACCCCGAAGUGGUGGCGGAGGAGGAGGAGGAGGCGGCAGUGGCGGAAGCAGCCGAAGUCGACAGCAGUCCAAGCGCGCUACUCCACUCAGCGGUGUCAGCUGUUGUAGCCAUCACUCGCAUCAUUCGACACAACCCCAGACAUACCGGAGUCGAGGCGGUCCCGAUUCACCGUCCUUUCUGCAGGACAUGCAGCUACUACACGGCGGACGAGAGCGAAAACUCCUACUGCUCAAUCAGCGGAGAAAACAUCCGACAGAUCCAGGCACAGACCCAAUUCAAACGGCGCUCGAGAUGCGCCAGAAGGAGCACGAGUGGAUACUGAAGCGGCCCGAACAACCGGCACCGCCACCACCAUCCCGGCUGCAACCACUUCCACUGCCACCAUUGCCACCGCCCGACGGGGGCAGUGACUACAACGAUAGCCAGCAGGACGUCAACAGCAUCAACGGAUCGAUCACGUCGAUCAUUGAAAGCACAUCCAGCGAUCAGCCGGGUGGAUCGACAACCACCAGCACGACGACCUCAACCACCCAGCGUCAGCUCCAACAUGUCGGCGAACGUGGCGGGACAAAAAACGGGAGCAGCUCCGGCAGUCAGAUGAUCCUCACACCGUCCAAAAUAACGAUUGAGAACAUUGGCCAACUGUCGGAGAUUGCGGCCAACGACUACGACUUUGACGACAUCGACGUCAGCAUACCGGAGAUGUUCCACUCGCCCUCCAAGAUCAAGUGGAACUUUCUAGCCGGCCUCGAGGAGAACAAAUCCAACAAAUCACGCAUCAGCUCAAUCUCCAGCUUGGUGGACGCGGCCAGCAGUGGGCGCGGACGCAGCGGAACCGAAUCCGGCGGAGCAGACGUCAGCGAAACGGGAAGCGAGCGCAGACGUGACGACAGCAGCGACAACGACUACAGCCCAAACCGUAUCCAGCAUCAACCGCUACCACCGCUUCCAACACCACCACCCCAGAGCUCAUCCAGCUGCAAGAUUGAAGAACUGCUCAAAAAAAUCAUCCCCUUCGGCUUCGUCCGAGUUCAAGACGGUAUCGAUCUGGCGCGCGGAAAAUGA